UUUCCCUGCAACUCUCCGAUAUCCCAACCUCACAAAGCUAAUGUGUCAUUUACGAUCUUCUCCUUCUUCGUCAUCUUCUUCUCCUCUUCCUCCAAACCCUAACCCUAAAGUACGAUUUCCCGCCAAUGUCUCAAUCCAUGAAUCUAUCUAUUUCUUCCAACUUUCCCCACCGAUCCCUCCUCGAAUUAGGAUUGUACUCCACAUCUUCCGCUAAAGCCCGUAAUCCCUCCCCUCUCAGACCGUCAUGCGUCUCCUCCGGUUCGGAAUCCAGCGAUUCAGCUCCUAAAACCCUAACUUCGAGGCUGAUAUCGCUCCUCAGAGCCAUCCCGGACUGGGCGGAUGGCAUAAAGGAGCGGCGGAUGCAGCAGAAGCGCUCUCUCUACACUCACGAGAAUUGGCUCGAGCACAGAAGCUCCCUCCGGCACGUGCGGCACGUGCUAUCGAGCCUAUCUUCGCGCGUGAUACUCUCUCUCAUUCCCCCUGUUUUCUUCUUUACCACCUUCGCAGUCGUGAUCUCCGGUUACAACUCCGCCGUGGGUUUGCAGUGGUUGCCCGGUAUUUUCCCAGUUCUUCGAGCCUCUUCGCUGCCAUACCAGCUAACAGCGCCGGCUCUGGCACUGCUGCUGGUGUUUCGUACGGAGGCUUCGUAUUCGAGGUUCGAAGAAGGGAGGAAAGCCUGGACGAAGGUAAUCGCUGGAACCAAUGAUUUGGCGAGGCAGGUGAUUGCCUCCGUUGAUAGCUCAGGCGAUGAUUCGGUCAUCAAAGAUAUGCUUUUGCGGUACAUUACAGCUUUCCCUGUUGCGCUUAAGUGUCACGUGGUUUAUGGUUCAGAUAUUGCUAGAGACCUUCAAAAUGUGCUAGAAGCUGAUGAUUUGUCCUUAGUCCUCCAAUCAAAGCAUCGUCCUCGCUGCGUCAUCGAGUUCAUUUCUCAGAGCCUUCAGUUGCUAAAAUUAGAAGAUUCGAAGAGAAACUUGUUGGAAUCGAAGAUGUUGCAUCUACACGAAGGCAUUGGUGUUUGUGAACAACUCAUGGGCAUCCCAAUUCCACUCUCUUACACACGUUUAACGUCGAGGUUCUUAGUCCUCUGGCAUUUGACUCUCCCCAUUAUUCUCUGGGAUGAUUGCCACUGGAUAGUUGUUCCUGCCACUUUCAUCAGUGCUGCCUCCCUCUUCUGCAUCGAAGAAGUGGGUGUUCUUAUAGAGGAGCCAUUUCCUAUGCUGGCCCUGGACGAGCUAUGCGAUCUUGUGCAUAGUAAUGUUCAGGAAGCUGUUAAAUCCGAGAAAUUGAUACGCAAGCGGCUCAUUGCUAAGAAAAAGCUCCAUCAAGUCAAACACUCGCCAAAUGGUUGGCAUAAAUCUUGAUUGCUCGUCAUUGUGGAUACACGUCGGUUGGAUUGGAUCGUCUUCUUCACUGGCAUGCUGGAGUAGGUAAAAAGGCAAGAAAAUGCAUUUCUCAUUUGCCCAUUAGCUUAGCUUUGCUGCUACAUAUUGAUAUUGUACAGAACAAGACUGAGUGGACGAUGGUAGGGAGACUUUACAUUCUGCUUUAUGUAUGCCUUCUGUAUAUAUGUAUGUAUAUAUGCCAAAGCCCUUUGGUGGUAUGUUGAUGUUGCAUCUCACAAAUAUGGGCUUUAACAUAUUGGGCUUCAAAAAGCUAUGUUAUCGACUCAGCUCACAUAUGAAUGAAUGACCCCUUCCUCUUUUUC
Molecule: messenger RNA, 1705 nt
Organism: Tarenaya hassleriana
Lineage: Eukaryota; Viridiplantae; Streptophyta; Magnoliopsida; Brassicales; Cleomaceae
Product: UPF0187 protein At3g61320, chloroplastic
Exons: 4
Coding region: 126-1361 (411 amino acids)
Biological process (GO): regulation of photosynthesis, light reaction
Molecular function (GO): voltage-gated chloride channel activity
Source: RefSeq, a predicted model, not a curated record